Molecule: messenger RNA, 2127 nt
Organism: Frieseomelitta varia
Lineage: Eukaryota; Metazoa; Arthropoda; Insecta; Hymenoptera; Apidae
Product: suppressor APC domain-containing protein 2
Exons: 5
Coding region: 482-1846 (454 amino acids)
Source: RefSeq, a predicted model, not a curated record
CGGUCUAUCUCAGUUAGUCACUGAUUAUACAUAUCUAUAAUUAAAUAUUGUACUUUAAGUACUGUUUCUAUGAGUAUGAAAACUGUAGUACGUUUUAGAUAGUUAAUACUUCGGCACACCUGUUUUAUUUAUUGUAUUGAUAUUUAAUUGCAUUUUGUACGAUCGGAAGUUUAAGAAGGUUAUCAGAAAGCUAAUGUUGUUAAGAAGAUAUGAGAAGUAAAAUGUAUCUAAAAAGUGUGAAGUGCAAUAAAGACAUAUAAUUUGGCAGUAUUGUUUAAUAAAUGUUAAAUAAAGAAAAACGGAUCUAUCAGAUGAAUGAAACAAUGCUAAUUAUACAAAAUGACUAAUCGAAUAAAUAUUCCUUAAAAGAAAUAAUGUUGUACUUUCCCGUACCUUCCUGGAAGGUAAAUUACGAAUUUGAAACAUUUAAUUAAGUGUACAUUUUCUUAACAAUUAUAUUUUAAAUACGGCGUAUAUAAAUAUGGCACAAAUACAAACUUCGGGCGCGGAUGGGCUGCCAAAGCAUUUUGUUACCGCUAUGCGUACACUUUUUGAUAUUAUGGAUGACCAAAAUACAGGAUUUGUGAAAUUUUCUGAUAUUGAAGGCAGAUGGCAAGACGACGGAACGCAAGGUCUUCCAAAAGGUGUUCUAGAUAGUCUUAAAAAAGUCACUCCACCCAAUGGCUUAUUGUCUUUUGAAAGGUUUUGUACAGGACUAAAGAUAUGUUUACUACAAAUUCAAACAGAUAGUGACACGAAGAAACACGAUGGUCAACCGAAUAGACCACCAUCUGCUCCAAUACUUAUACCUGACAAUCAAAAUAAAACAACAUGGACAUCCCCAAAUACAGCAACUAUCAGGCCAAAUAAUGCUAUAUCUCAACAGCGUACUUUAAGCAUGCCACAAUUAUUACCAGGCCGAAAAGAUGUAAAUCAUACACACUUAGAAUUAAUGGAUGGUGGCCAUAGAAGUGGACCUGAAUUGAAAUUAAAUAAGGCAUAUGGACCUCCAAAACCUCCACGAAUGGGUACUGCAUUAGAAACUAGAACUCUUAAUUCAGAUAGAAAUUUUGACAAAUCUGAAAUUCGAACUGUAUUGCAAAAUUGGCAGAUGGGUUUAUUAAUGAAUGAUGAUAAAACUAUAGAAAAAAGACAAUUGCCAACAGUAAAUUACAGAUCUGACACUAGAACAUUAUUAAGACCAGGUAGAAUAUUGGGAGAUGGUAAAGCAGUUGAGUUACAAAAUAAUAAUCAAAUUGGCUUACAGCCAAAAAAAGCAUUAAGUAGGCGUAGAGAACCUAGGCGUCACACGUUGCAGAAUGGUAUUGAUUAUAAUAUGAUGAAAAGAAUGAAACAAAUUGAGCAAGAGAAAGACGUAUUACUUCAAGGUCUUGCUGCAGUCGAUAAAGCCAGAGAAUGGUAUUUGAAACAAAUCUCCUCUACUCAAGAAAAAAUCAAACAUCUUGGACGUAUGGGAUCUCAUGUGGAACAAUGGACAGAAGCACAACAAGAACGUUUAGAAUUACAACGUGCUCGAGUUUUAGAAGUUAACAGACAUUUAGCUGCAUUAAUAUGUAGUUGGGAACGUGGUGGACUUCCCCUUCACAUGAAUCUUGCUUUCCUUAGUACUCCUACAUCUACUCAACUUCAACAAGAUAUUUUGUCUAGGUUAAAGCAACAAAAUCAUAGAUUAACAGAGGAAGUCAGUAAAAAAAGCCAGCGAAUAACAAUACUUGAACAAGAAAAGGACAACUUAAUACGAGAAUUGUAUAAUAGACAAAGUGGUAUGGUUCAAUCUAGAAGAGCAACAAUGAUACAUGAACAACAUGAUCAAACAUUCAUGUAAGAAUAUAAACAAUCAAAGUUUGUCUUUAAUGGCAUAAUGAAAAUAUCGGAUAUGCAUAUUAAGAAAACUAAUUGAAAUCAUUAUUAUAUUUAAACUUUAAUUAUAUGCGUUGAAAUAUUUUAAAUAUUUGUGUGAAACAUAAAAUAUUUUUGUAAAAUAUUUACAAUAUUAAUAUUUAAAUGUACUUAUAUAUUAUAAAUGAAGUUUUAAAAUUUUUAUAAUCCAUCGAAGAAUUGAACGAGAGAUUAUGUUCUUUUCUAAUAAAUUAUUAUUGUAAUUAA